CGGUGACGUCACAGGGACGCCGCUGGCGGCGCAGUCCGCCUCGGAGUGUGGCGCGAGGCCGCGACUCCUGCUUUGGUUCCGCCCUGGCGCGGCCUGCGUCUGCGGAGCGGGUGAUUGGUGGAAGGAGGGCUGGCUUGACUUGUCCCUCAAACGCUCGAAGGCCGCGGCUGCACCUCUAGAAUGACUCGGAGCUUAUUUCGGGCCAAGGGGAAAGCGCCUCAGCAGGAAAGGUCACAUCUGAAGGGCUGACCACCUCGCGACCGCGGAAGCAAGGUGUGUUGCAAGGACGGACCUGCCGGCCCUCGCCCGCUGCCCCUCCUGCUCCCGCCCUCAGCCAGAGCAGGACGCAGCCUUCGACAGCUCCCAGAGCCCAGCGUACACGGUGGCAGCAGCAGACCUGGCCAGGUGCUGAGCCGCGGAGUCCGAGCAAUGUCGCUGCAGACAGUGCUCCUGCUGGCCCUGGCGGCCCAGGCGCUGGGGCUGGAGAACGGGCUUCUGCGGAGACCACCCAUGGGCUGGCUGGCCUGGGAGCGCUUCCGCUGCAACAUCGACUGUGCCGAGGACCCACAGAACUGCAUCAGCGAGAAGCUCAUCAUGGAAAUGGCCGACCGGCUGGCCCAGGAUGGUUGGCGCGACCUGGGCUACACGUACCUCAACAUUGACGACUGCUGGAGUGGGGGCCGUGACGCCCAAGGCCGCCUGGUGCCUGACCACAAGCGCUUCCCCAACGGCAUCGCCUUCCUGGCCGACUACGCUCACUCCCUGGGCCUGAAGCUGGGCAUCUACGGGGACUUGGGCAACUUCACCUGCAUGGGCUACCCGGGCACCACGCUGGACAAGGUGACCCAGGAUGCUGAGACCUUCGCUGAAUGGAAGGUGGACAUGCUGAAGCUGGACGGCUGCUACUCGACCCACGAGGAACGGGCAAUAGGGUACCCCAAGAUGGCUGCUGCCCUGAAUGCCACUGGCCGCCCCAUUGCCUUCUCCUGCAGCUGGCCAGCCUAUGAAGGGGGUCUCCCCCCUAAGGUGAACUACAGCCUGCUGGCAAACAUCUGCAACCUGUGGCGCAACUAUGAGGACAUCCAGGACUCCUGGGAGAGUGUGUUGUCCAUCUUGGACUGGUUUGUGAAACACCAGGACGUACUGCAGCCGAAGGCGGGCCCUGGACACUGGAACGACCCAGACAUGCUGCUCAUUGGGAACUUUGGCCUCAGCCUGGAGCAAGCCCAGUCCCAGAUGGCCCUGUGGACAGUGCUGGCAGCCCCCCUCUUUAUGUCCACGGAUCUGCGGACCAUCUCCCCCCAGAACAUGGACAUUCUGCAGAACCCACUCAUGAUCAAAAUCAACCAGGAUCCCCUGGGCAUCCAGGGACGCAGGAUUCUCAAGGACAAGUCCAACAUCGAGGUGUUCCUACGGCCCCUGGCCAGCGAGGCCUACGCCCUGGUCUUCUUCAGCCGCCGGACGGACAUGCCUUACCGCUACCAUACCUCCCUCGCCCAGCUGAGCCUCACCAGCACCAAGCUGUACGAGGCCCAGAAUGUCUACACGGGAGACGUCAUCAGUGGCCUCCAGGAUAAAACCAACUUCACAGUGGUCGUCAACCCUUCGGGUGUGGUGAUGUGGUACCUGUAUCCCGUCAGGAAGCUGAGAUGGCCCCAGGAUUGAGAAGUGGGGGUGCGUGACAGGCUGCAGUGGCCCCACAGCCUGGACUAGGAGCCGGCGGGCUCCUCUGCAACCCCAACAGACCCCAAGUUCCACACCCAGCCCACACGUGAGCCAUUGUGGAAAUCUGGGUGAUUCCCUCCGCCUUCCCGGCCUCACCCACAGAUGUCGCUGGACAACUCGGCCAGCACGUGGGUCCUCACAGGCCACAACAAGAUGCCCGUUGGCAUUCCAGCCUCUGGCCGUUUUGCUGACUCUGAAAUUGGGUGUUGGAAAUGGGCCUGACCUCUACCAGGAUUGCCCACGGGUCGUGCCUGGCUGAGACGGCCUGGCCAGCUGACGCUGGGGGCGUAACCCAGUGCCCUGGUGGUCACCAAUAAAGCCGUUCUUUGGUCAAGUGCUACAAUGUAGAUCUGGGGCCACAGCACUUUCAGCAAGUGGAUCCUUGGGGCAGCCCAUGGGUGCCCGUUUCCUCACAUCCAUGCUGACUGGCACCCUAUGGCCCAUGCUUUGCAGAGGGACCUGCCAGACAGGCCAGGUGCCCCCCAGGAAGCCACCCCUGCCCUCCUGCCCUGCCUGACAGAGGCAGUGCUGUCACCAGCCCUGGGCACCCCUUCCUCACCUGGUUCGAUGUCCCAGGGUCUGCAGGCCCCGUGCGGCUCCUCAGGUCCGUGCUGCUUGGCAGAAGUGUCUGGAAGGACUUUGCAUCAUUUCCUGUGCUGCCUUUCAGCUUGUGCCAUUCCUAACAGGGCUUCGUUCAGCAGCGCUCUGUGGCUGGGCGCCUGAGGGUCAGCCUUGCUCCCACAGGACCCUGCAGCUGCCUUCUCCCCGGUUUCUCCCCUGCAGGCAGUGGGGUUCCACCCCAGAUGUGCUCGCUGCCACGUCCAGCAUCUGUGUCCACACUUCCUGCUGCCCUCCUGGGCUGCCUGCCUCGGGCCCUGCUUCCCAAACCCUUCAGCAGAGCCCUAGGCACCGGCCUCCCAGGCCACUCCUGCCCACACGUGGGGAGCUGGCAGGGGCCAGCGAGGGAGCACUCCGUCACCCGGGUACAGCCCGGGCCUGCGCGCUCCCGCCCCGCAGGAGCCCUCCUGUGUAGACGCCCCAACCCUGGGUUGGAGGCCCCUGCAGAAAAUUCAGGAUAAAGAAUCUUGGUUUCCUUUUACUGGCGCUUCACCCUUGGUCCUGGGUGCCGAGGCCGUGGUCACUCAGGAGGGCAGACGCGUCCUCGUGGACACCUGCCAUAGCGCAGCUCAGUUCUGGUCUUGGUGAGAGCUGCUCGUGCAGACGCAGUUCUCGGUGGGACUCUCCUGCCAGCCCCAGGAAAGGCCCUCUCAUGCCUGGCCUACGGUGGCCAGCGGUCAAGCCCACGGGCUUGGGUCAGGCCCCGCCUGCUCCCUGAUUUCCGGACGAGAUACGGCUCAUGCUCUCCCCUGCGUGAGGUGUUCUCCUGUCGUCCAAUCUCUCUCCAGGCUCCAUUCGCCACACCCCUGCUAGCCUUCGGGGAUGUGGUUUCGCUCCAUUUUCCCAACUCAGGUUAGGAACUCCAUUACUUCUCCCAGCUCAAGGUAACCUGGUUUGAACGCAAAGGCAUCCCCUUCUCUUUCUAGAAGCUUCUUGGUAUAGACAUUUUCAAACAAAAACAAAACGCCGUCAACCUCCAUUUACCCGCCACACAGCUCCUGUGGCCGCCAGUGUGUUCUCACUUUGUGCCCUCCCACACACACUUGCGACGCGUGCGGGUGCGCGACAGCAAUGUCAGAACGCUCGACACCACAAUUCCAACAGACGGGACUGACGUUUAAAAACAUACGACCUGAAUAAAAUUUUCCACCCAACAAAAUCGACUUUAAAAUAACCUA
Condylura cristata (star-nosed mole) is the source of this 3521-nucleotide messenger RNA. It is a transcript of the gene NAGA, whose product is annotated as N-acetylgalactosaminidase, alpha-. The record is from RefSeq and is a predicted model, not a curated record. Gene Ontology annotation, molecular function: alpha-galactosidase activity. The coding region runs from base 430 to 1665 and encodes 411 amino acids. Lineage: Eukaryota; Metazoa; Chordata; Mammalia; Eulipotyphla; Talpidae. Gene Ontology annotation, cellular component: cytoplasm. The transcript has 11 exons. Gene Ontology annotation, biological process: glycoside catabolic process; oligosaccharide metabolic process; glycosylceramide catabolic process.